GAAGAAGAAUCAAUCCCCACAACAAGCCAUCCCAUCAUUCAUCCAUCCAUCUCUCCAGCUCACAGUUUGAACCCUUGAACCGCCCCCUUUCUCUCUCUCUCUCCCUCUCUUUUAUUCACAGGAGAGGGAGAACAAAAGUGGAGGAAAGGGGAAAACAAUGAACAACAACAACAUCCGCUCCCACAAGCUUACAAUAUUCCCUUCUUCUUUUAAUCUCCCAUCAUUAUUCCCUCUUUGUGUCUCCCUGCUCUUCUCUUUUUUCGCUUCCUACCAACUUCACCCCACAUUCCCCAUCAUUGUUCUCCUCCAAUGGCGACCACCCGGCAGCGCGUUUACCAAGCCUGGAAAGGACGAAAUAUAUUUCUGUUGAAGGGUAGGCUAAUAUUUGGACCAGAUGCAAGAUCAGUGGCGAUAACCGUGUUGCUAAUUCUGAUUCCAUCCGUUAUCUUCUGCACGAGCGUUGCGAGGAAUCUUGCAGAGGAGUUGCCGCCAACAUCUUGCCUGCGCUACGCCAUCCCAGCUGCAGCCAUUCUCUUCACAAUCUAUGUACUAGUGCUGCUAUUCCUCACUUCAAGCAGAGACCCAGGCAUCGUCCCACGAAACACACAUCCACCUGAAGACGAAAGCUUCUACGACCCUUCCAUCAGAAUCGACGCCAACAAUGGCAGGCAGACACCAACUCCACGGCUGCCUCGCACCAAAGAGGUCCUGGUCAACGGCCUCCCCGUCAAAGUCAAGUACUGCGAGACCUGCAUGCUGUACCGCCCGCCUCGCUGCUCCCACUGCUCCGUCUGCGACAACUGCGUCGAGAGGUUCGACCACCAUUGCCCCUGGGUCGGCCAGUGCAUUGGCGUGCGCAACUACCGCCACUUCUUCCUCUUCGUUUCGUCGUCGGCGUUUCUGUGCAUCUACGUCUUUGCAAUGUCGGCUUGGAACAUCAAGUUUCUCAUGGAUCAACACGUCUACCUCUGGAGGGCAAUGAGGGAAUCCCCUGCAUCGGUCGUUCUGAUGAUCUACUGCUUCAUUUUCCUGUGGUUUGUUGGUGGACUCACUUGCUUCCAUCUCUAUCUCAUCAGCAGAAAUCAGACUACAUACGAGAACUUCCGAUAUGGGGCCAUGAACAGGGUGAAUGUGUACAACAAGGGUUGCUUGAGGAACUUCCUGGAAGUGUUUUGCAGCAAGACCAAGCCUUCCAGGAUCAAUUUUCGGGCUUACGUACAAGAAGAGCAGCAGACGCAGCAACAACAACAGUAUUGUUUCCCAGCGAUGCAGCUAAGGGAACAAGCGAAUCGAGAGAAUGGAGAUGGUGGGGAUGAUCGUCGGGUGAAGGUGGAGGACAACUUGGAGAUCGAUAAGGACUUCAUGAAGAUUUCGGAGAGGCAUAUUGCCAUAGAAGAUGGGGUAUGAUGAAGUAGCUCGGUAGGUUAGAAGGUCGAGAUGAAGAGUUUUUUUUUUGUUGUUGUUGUUGUUGUUGGUGGUGGUGGUGUUUAUAGUGGUGGGGUUAGAAGUAUGAGCAAGGUUUUGAAGCAAUGUGAUGUACCAUUCCAAAUGGGAAUAUAGGGAAACGGUCUGCAAUUCUUUUGGUUAGGUUUUUACGGAUGAAUGUUGAGAUUCUAGAGGUCGUCAUGACUCAUGAGCCAUUGGGAUGGAUUGUAGUGUUGGGUUUUAUAGCACAAGCAAUUGUGCUUUCUUUGUGGUCAAACUAAGGAGAUACCUAGUUACUUGAUUCACAACCCCUUUUCAAAUUUGAGCCUCAUUCACCCCAAGAUUCUCUUGUGCCUUAUUUGUAGACCAAGAUACUCCACCAUGCUACUUACCUUAUGAAGCAUCUAUAAUCAAGUCAAAUUUCGUGC
Linum trigynum is the source of this 1853-nucleotide messenger RNA. NCBI's taxonomy places the organism in Eukaryota, Viridiplantae, Streptophyta, Magnoliopsida, Malpighiales, Linaceae. The record is from the annotation of a GenBank genome assembly.